Messenger RNA from Aspergillus versicolor CBS 583.65, 874 nucleotides. RefSeq lists its product as uncharacterized. The record is from RefSeq and is a predicted model, not a curated record. The coding region runs from base 10 to 774 and encodes 254 amino acids. The transcript has 5 exons. NCBI's taxonomy places the organism in Eukaryota, Fungi, Ascomycota, Eurotiomycetes, Eurotiales, Aspergillaceae.
CCAAACUGAAUGAUUACCAUGUCUGACUCAACUAUUGUCCUGAUAACCGGCGUCGCGCGAGGAAUCGGCAGAGGCCUCGCAGAAGCCUAUCUCUCCCGUUCAAACCACACCCUCAUUGGUACCGUGCGCGACACCACAGCCCCUAAUGUCGAGUCCCUUCGCUCUCACCCCAAAGGCCCCGGCUCCCGCCUCCUCCUCGUCCAGCUUGAAAGCACCAACCCCGAGGACUAUACCAAACUCGCAUCAACCAUAAAGUCCGAAGGGAUCAGCCACCUCGACGUCGUCAUCCCCAACGCGGGCGCUGCUUCACCAGCCGGAUCUCCUGCUACCGUUGACAUCCAGGACCUAACCAAGGUCUUUGAUGUGAAUACCCUAAGUACCCUUCGCCUGUUCCAGACUACUCGGGAAUUGCUGGAAAAGUCACCCGGGAAGCCAAAGUGGGCGUCCAUGAGCACUGCUGUGGCGUCUAUCGCUUAUGUAGAGCAGUAUGGGACAGCCAGGAUUUCGCCAUAUGCGUUGAGUAAGGUUGGAAUGAACUGGCUGACAGUGGCUAUUCACGCAACUGAAGAGUGGUUGACAGCUUUUGCGAUUCAUCCUGGGCUGGUACAAACAGAUAUGGGCAAUAGGGGUGCGCAGAUGAUCGGUUUGAAAGAGGCACCAAACACCAUUGAGGAGACGGUUACCAAGACAGUGGCUGCGAUUGACGGUGCGACACGCGAGGGUACGUCCGGCAAGUUUUUGAACAUUAUUGAUGGGACAGAGCUGCCAUGGUAGAGCUGCGAUGCAGUCCGUUGAGAAGCAAAGGCAGAAUUGUUGUGUAGUUUGAUUUUGCAUUAGAUCUCGGUAUUCGAAUAACCAUAUAAGGGCUUAAUCC